Didymodactylos carnosus is the source of this 167-nucleotide messenger RNA. The record is from the annotation of a GenBank genome assembly. Lineage: Eukaryota; Metazoa; Rotifera; Eurotatoria; Philodinida; Philodinidae.
CAUUAACAUUUACUGUUAUUGGUACUGGUCUUCUUUGUAUGAUUAUAUUUCAUGUUGGUUUAAACGAAUCAGAAUUACCAGCUGAAGAAUCAGAACAUCGUUUACAAUUAUCUAUAACUUCUAGUGGAAGAUUAAGACGAAUGACAUGGAAAAAAUUUUUUACGUGA